Messenger RNA from Canariomyces notabilis, 581 nucleotides. RefSeq lists its product as uncharacterized. The record is from RefSeq and is a predicted model, not a curated record. The transcript has a single exon. Lineage: Eukaryota; Fungi; Ascomycota; Sordariomycetes; Sordariales; Chaetomiaceae. Bases 107 to 436 code for a protein of 109 amino acids.
UACCAACAUGGAAUAGGAGCAGCCCUUUACGGAUUAUGAACAGGAAGAGGCAAUAGCUUGCUAUUAUCGCACGCGUCGUCCCUGAGUCAGCGCAGGCUGGUUAUUAAUGCAGUACCCGACCAUGUUUACUGAUCAGGGGUCAACGAAUGACAACAGGACUCGCCCACAGAAGGAUGCCGCCCGCCCCCUUUUCCCCUCCCUUCCGCUUCCGCGGUGGCUGCCAACACGUCUUCGGAGAGGUCUCUUGGGCUGGUGCUCAUUGUCAUGCGCACUGCCAGUCGGGCCCUUGAUCCAUCCCGAGCAAGUAUUUAAGGGCUCCAGGGGUUUUGUCUUCCCCCUUCUCUCUUUUUUCUCCCUUUUCUCCCUCCAGCACCGUCUUUGCGUUCGUUUUUCAAGGACUUUUCGCAUUCUCAUCUCCUUCGAGCUAACCCCUUAGUCCCAUUUUCUUCACUGCCCCCUCCCCAUCUGACAUUCUCCGCCAAAAUGUCUGACAACACCGUUUACCUCAUCACGGGCGCGAAUAGGGGUAAGCCGCAGCCUUCUCAUCCAUGCUCCCUCGCGUCUUGUACUUGAAAAAGCGC